Molecule: messenger RNA, 4011 nt
Organism: Cyprinus carpio (common carp)
Lineage: Eukaryota; Metazoa; Chordata; Actinopteri; Cypriniformes; Cyprinidae
Product: dihydropyrimidinase-related protein 1-like
Exons: 14
Coding region: 847-2574 (575 amino acids)
Cellular component (GO): cytosol; cytoplasm
Molecular function (GO): hydrolase activity, acting on carbon-nitrogen (but not peptide) bonds, in cyclic amides
Source: RefSeq, a predicted model, not a curated record
UUUUACAUUGUUUUCACGUUUGUCUCUUCAACGAUAUUUUGGCCAGUUUUUUUAUUAACUUUCGGAUAUAGUGUGACUUUUUAUUGGCUUAUUAUUAAAAGUUAAUUUCACAAACAGAUAAUAUCAGCUCACUCAAAUAGGUUGGUUUAUACCCAGUUAACAAAUUUAUGAAAAAAGUAAGAACAUUUAAAAAAAGAAAAAAAAAAAGAAAAAGUUUUCCAGGUUGUGGUAGGGGUUUGUUGGAAUGUUCUAAAAGCGAGAUAAUUUCCUUUUUUAGUGGAACGCUAUUUUAAGGUUAGCUAUAACUACAACGUUUCUGCAACGUUUUCAACUUAAUUUUUUUUAUUAAUUUAACAUUAUUGAUAACCAAUAAUGCAAAAGUGUCUACUUUCCUUAAUGUUAAUAGAACGGUAUUUAUUAUUUUUUUAGAAUUUAGAAAUUGGAAUUUUGAAACGACCAUUCAGACUUUAAAUUAAAUAUAGCCUAUCGUAGAAGAAAAGCAAAUUUAACGAAACUAUUAGUAAACCAUUCUUAACCCAUAACACCGACAUUCUCGUCACCGAUUUUCGCCCGUUCUCCCUCUCUCUGUUCCAUGUGAGGGGGGCGCUCCAACAAACACAAAUCACGUCUUCGAACAGGCGAACAGAUACACACUCAGUACUCACAUACACUCAAACACACACACACACACACACACACACACACACACACACACACACACACACACCCCUCGGGAGAGGCGCUCGCUUGUGCAGCACUAACGGAGCGCUAGCUCGUUAAGUUGGUUGGUGGCACAAAGAAGCGGAUGACUGCUCAUUUUUCAUCUCCUCAAAUUAUAAAGGAGAGAUGUCUGGGACGGGCUACCAAGGGAAGAAGAACAUCCCGCAUUUGACGAAUGAACGGCUGGUGAUUAAAGGUGGAAGAGUGGUUAAUGAUGAUCAGUCACAAUAUGCUGACGUUUAUGUUGAAGAUGGAAUUAUUAAACAGGUUGGGGAGAACCUGAUUGUGCCGGGAGGAGUGAAGGUGAUUGAGGCUAAUGGGUGUAUGGUGAUUCCUGGAGGUAUUGAUGUGAACACCUGUCUUCAUAAGCCUUACCUAGGCACUCCACCUGUGGAUGACUUCUACCAGGGCACCAAAGCUGCUCUGGCAGGAGGAACUACUAUGAUCAUUGACCAUGUGACUCCACAGCCUGGUGAGAGUCUAUUAGAGGCCUUUGAGAAGUGGCAGGAAGUGGCUGAUAAGAAGUCCUGCUGUGAUUAUUCACUUCAUUUGGAUAUCCCACAUUGGCAUGAAGGUGUGAAGGAGGAGCUGGAACAACUGGUACAGGAAAAAGGAAUCAACUCUUUCCAAGUGUACAUGGCUUACAAAGGGUUAUUUCAAAUGCCUGACUCUCAGUUGUAUGAAGCAUUCUCAUUCCUUAAGGAGCUGGGGGCAGUGGUUCUGGUUCAUGCAGAGAAUGGAGACCUGAUAGCACAGGAACAAAGCAAAAUCUUGGGAAUGGGUAUCACCGGUCCAGAGGGCCACCCACUGAGCCGUCCAGAGGAGCUGGAGGCAGAGGCUGUUUUCCGUGCCAUCACCCUUGGCAACCGAGUCAACUGCCCUGUCUACAUCACCAAAGUGAUGAGUAAAAGUGCAGCUGAUACUGUGGCCACUGCACGGAAGAAAGGCUCUGUUGUUUUUGGGGAGCCAAUCACAGCCAGCUUGGCAACAGAUGGAUCACACUAUUGGAGCAAAAACUGGGCAAAAGCAGCAGCCUAUGUGACCUCUCCACCCCUCAGCCCUGACCCGACGACACCUGACCACCUUCACUCUCUACUGUCCUGUGGGGAUCUGCAGGUCGUGGGUAGUGGACAUUGUGCUUAUAGCACCUCUCAAAAGGCCAUAGGGAAGGACAACUUUACUCUUAUACCAGAGGGAACCAAUGGAGUGGAGGAGAGAAUGGGUUUCGUUUGGGACAAAGCUGUGGCUAUGGGGAAGAUGGAUGAAAACCAGUUUGUUGCAGUUACAAGCACUAAUGCAGCCAAAAUCUUCAACCUGUACCCUCGUAAGGGUCGGAUAGCAGUGGGUUCAGAUGCUGACAUUGUUAUCUGGGACCCUGACAAGAUCAAGACCAUCACAGCCAAAGCACAGCAGUCGGCUCUGGAGUAUAAUAUUUUUGAGGGGAUGGAGUGUCACGGUGGUCCAGUGUAUGUGGUCAGUCAGGGUAGGAUUGUGUUUGAGGAAGGGAAGCUCCAGGUUCAGCAGGGGACUGGACGUUUCAUCUCCCGCAAACCCUUCCCUGACGUCGCCUACCAGCGCAUUAAGUACCGCAACAAGAUGAUGUGCAAGCAGGGAGUUUCUCGUGGGAUGUAUGAUGGUCCAGUAUAUGAUGUCCCAGCAACACCCAAAUACAUAACCCCAGCACCCUCCGCCAAGACCUCGCCCACUACACACCAGCCUCCACCAAUCAGAAACUUGCAUCAGUCUAACUUCAGCCUAUCAGGGGCUCAAAUCGACGACAACAUUCCUCGGCGCUCUGGCCACCGCAUUGUAGCACCCCCUGGUGGUCGUUCCAACAUCACCAGCCUUGGUUAAGCCUCUGCAGCUCCCAUGUGAUUUUGAGAGAGAGAGAGAGAGAGUGUUUGUGUGAGUGUGUGUGUGUGUGUGUGUGUGUGUGUGUGUGCGUGUGUAUUAUUAUAGUUCUAUCUGUUGACAAAUCAUCAGUAUUCUCCUCUCAUAGGGCCAUGCUAUUAACAGAUUUUUGUGAAACGCAUGCAUGUCAAAAUAUCACUGUACCUUACCUGUGCAGUAAAUGUCCCAUCCACAGUGAAUAUUACUGUGUGCAUUGUGCACACUAGUCUCACUACUAAAACAUACCUAUAUAAAUAUCUAUAGAUAGCUAGACAAUCACUAGAAAAUACUUUAUAUCUGUAACAAAUUUUAGAAAAUGUAGCAUUUAAACAAUGCUAAUAUAACUACUCAGAUUUUUGAGUUAUUAUACCCUUAUUCUGCUGAUGUGACCCAAGUGUUUGUGACAAUGUUGAAAACGUCCUACUUUGAAGCCCUGUGAAACCAGUCACUGGUCAUUCCAAAAACAAAAAAUGGUGCUCCUCAUGCUGGACAAUUUACAGAACUAAAGAUAACUUAUGUUAGUGAUGAUAAGGGACAAGUGCUAGAAUGCAGGUCUGAGAUCAGUUUUGGCAUAGAUGUACCACUAAUAAGUACAUUUUAAUGCUGAGUGACGACCUGCUCUCACAAGCACUCUCAUGUUCUCUGUGCAAUGAAAUGUUUUUAAUUCUGUGUUAUCAGUCUGUUUGUGGUUAAGAAUGGGGGUGGAUUGCAUGAUCUCACUUUUAGAUGUUGGUGUUAUUCACAUCUGACCUUUUGAUUCUUAUUCUCUCUUUAUACUUUAAGGAUAAUUUUAUCUAAUUAAAAUGUGCUUUACAAGAAAACUUUGUUAUAUCACUUUUUGUUUUAAUUCUGCAUUUAGUAAAAUGGCUUCAUUGCAUUUUAGCUCCUCCAUGCUCUUGACUGAGUAGAUUUUGCUUAUUACAAAAUAAGAUGUUGACUAGAGAUGGUUUUCAUAUUACCUCAGUAGCACAAAUGCAAAAUCAAAGAAUGCAAUUAUAUGCAAGCUGCAAGAUUUGUUUAUUUGUCUGCAACACCCUCAUAUGUGACACAAGAUGCAUUCAGAAAGAGCUGAAGAUUUUUAAUUUCAUCUGCCUGUUUUUUUCCUUCUAUUGUGAGAUUUUUACAGUAUUGCUCCACACUAGCCUAGUCACUGUGUACGAUAAAAGUCUUAAUACUAAACUUCCACUGGAUAAAUGGUAAUCGCUCUUGUUUUGGACCAAUACAAGGGCAAUUCCAAGCCUGCUGUGUUAUUUCCCAUACCCCAUUGUGAUUGCCUAUGGUAUAUAUAGUGUUUAUGAACAAUGCCAUUUUUGUUUUUGUAGGCUGAUAUCCACUAAUGCACUUAGCGACUGUUGACAAUGAUGUUCACUUUGCUAUGCUGAAAUAAAGUUCAUAAAUUGA